This is a messenger RNA of Miscanthus lutarioriparius, 2652 nucleotides long. Lineage: Eukaryota; Viridiplantae; Streptophyta; Magnoliopsida; Poales; Poaceae. The record is from the annotation of a GenBank genome assembly.
AUGGCACUUGAUGCAGACAACAUUCUGCUGCACAUCAAGAGGACAUUGCAUUCUUCAGUCAGGCUUGCCUAUCAUUCUGCUUCUGAGUAUCCUGUGGCACUCGGCAUCGGCAUGCUGCUGCUGUUCCUACACAGACUCUGCCCUUCUCUGAUUACUUUCCUGCUGUCUUCGUCCCCGGUCUUCCUGCUAACUGCACUCCUUCUUGGAGCGCUGUUGAGCUACGGGGAACCAAGUGCUCCAGUGAUCGGACAGGACCAGAAAAAAUCGUCCGUUGAAUCCAGAGUAUCCAUCACUGAAUGUUCAGUGGCUGAGGAGGUUCAGAAUGUCGCCGUCACCCACAUGUCAAGGAGCUUUUUUGAGAGCCCAGUUGUCUGCGUUGAGGAAACAACUUCUGAUAGCAUGUUCCAUGAUACCCACAGUGAUGAGGACAGUAUUGUCACGUCUGUGUCUGCUGAUACCGUUCGCUGUGCAGAAGCUUCUGAGCUUACCAAGAGUGAAGUUGUUAUUGUGGGAAGAGAGGAGCGUGUCAAGGAAACCUGUGACAAGGUUGAGCUUCAGCAGUUUUUUCAGAGCAGCACUGCUGAAGGUGUUUCCGUUCAAGUGGACAAAACUUCCGAAGGUGUUCUGCUUGAUGCUCUGUGUGAUCAAGGAAAUGUGACAUCUAUGGCCACCGACACUGUUCUUUGUGCUGAAUCUUCUGGGUUUGGCAAGAAUGGUAUCAUUGCUGAAAGAGAGGAAGAGGAGCAUGUUAAGGAAAUCUGCGAGCAGGUUGUGCCGCCGCAACAGUCUGAGAGCACCGUUACAGAAAGGUGUCACUAUGAAGUGAACAAUCAGUAUCAGUUCGGUGAACUCAUGAGCUCAUGUUGGCAACCUGUUACGCGACAGGAUCCUUGUUCUGAUUCUGAGUCUGACCUUACUGAAAGCUCUUCUGAUGCAUCGAUCACCGACAUCAUACCGAUGCUUGAUGAACUGAACCCACCUGUAAACUUGGGGACCAGUCAUCCUUCCUCAACUUUCAGAGACAAUCUGAACGCCAGCUCAUCAGAUGAAGAUGAAGAUGAAGAUGAAGAUGAGUCGGAGGAGGAGGAUGGUAACCUUAGCUCAGAUGAAGAUGGAGAAGAAGAGAAGAGAGACGACGAAAGUAGCUGGAAGGGCUUUGUGGAUCCAAACUCUUUGGAUACUGAAAAGAAUGGGAACUUGGAGAGUCUGAUGGCGUUGCGACUAGCAAAGAAUGUUCUGAAGUUUGAACUUGACAGGAGGCUAAUGGACAUGCAGGCCGCUGAUGCAGUUCAGAAAAUGGAGGAGGCAUCACGCUUCCGUGUUCAGGUGCCCUCCAUUUCUACACCAAGGCCCGAUCCUUCAAAUGAUUCAGAGGAUACAGUGGAGUUACCACAGGUUCCUGAUUCAGCACCGUCUGUGCUGCUUCCCUGGAGGAAACCGUUUGAUAUUCCAUUUGACCAAAUUGUGGACCACGACAGCCGUUUGCAGGAAACUUGGACUCCUCGCUCAGGCUUUUCAUCAUCACAGGGAAGGAAACUUGACAGCUUGUAUGUAAGGCAGUCUACUUAUAUGCAACAUCACAACGGAAUAAAGCUAGAGAAGUCUGAAUUCAGUAGAAAAGAUGCUGUUGACAAUCACUCAGAAAGCGAUUCUGAGGAACCACUUGACAACAAUGGCAAGUUAUUUGGCUCACUGGAACCACGUAUUGGUGAUGAGAUCAAAAUACUAAGCGCGGCAAUUUCAGAUGUGUGUGUGCUCGAAGCAAAUCAUGGAAUUAAGGAGGGCAGCACUGAUUCCGUCAACGGCACAAAUUCCUUUUAUGUCCAAAAAUCACUGUCCAGCGCGUCAGAUGUGAACAAUUCAAUUUAUGCAGGUAAUGAGCAAUCGGUACUUUGUUCUCUAUGUGAAGAACACAACAAUAUUGAGGAACAUAUGGUUGAAGUUGAAGAAGACGACUCCAUGAGUGAAGUUAACUCGUUAUUCAAGUGCCGCAUGGAGGAAGUGCUAGUGCAGUCCAUUUCAGAGUCUGGCAUAGGCCAACCCUUGACGGUUAAACUUGAGCACGAGCUUAGUGAUACUUUAUUACACGCAGAACCUGCAAUACCUUUGAUUGAAGCAAGAUCAGUAGAAGAGCUGAAUUCACAGUUUGCUCAGCUGAAUGGAGAAGCAUUAUUAGCACCCGCUGCUUCUAUCUCCAGUUGUGAUGAUGAUCAGCCGAUCCAAGACGGGCCAAGUGAAGCAUUGCCUGUGGAAAAUGGGGAUACUGAAGAUUCUUCGGAUUGCUCGCUUGACAAGGGUCCAGUGGCUGUGAAGGUCGUCGAAGGUGAAGGUGAGCCAAAGGAGGUGCUGACUGAAGACGGUGGGCUUCCUGUUGUAGAAGCAAGCUCGGUUGAGGAGAUGAGCUCACUGUUCAGGCAACUGGAAGCAGCAGCAGCAGGGCCAGCACUGAUGCGUGCUGGUAGCUCAGAGUCAGAGCAGAUGUUUGUUGGUCAGCACACUGGAGAGACAGAGACUGAUUGUGGUGUGCUAGUUCCUGAGCCUGCUGCUUGGGAUGAUACCAAUCCUACUUAUGUGCAGUUAAGCAUCGACGGCGGUGACAAGAUGAAGAUUCCUGGAGAUGGCGAAGUAAUCCUGGAUAAUUCGCCGAGGUAA